CAAGGGAUUAUAUGAAGAUCAAAGCUUCUUGUUAAUUGGACUACUACUUUAAAACAUAAUACCUAGCUCCGAUGGGUACCUCAGAGACCUAGGUUGUUUGUAAGGGUUCGUUACCCCAGGGCCAGGGACGCUGAUCUCUAAAGGCUAAACGGAACAAAAUAAUGCGUGUGUAAUCUAUGCCAUAAAUCGCACUUUGCGACGCGACGGUAGUUGCACAGCUUCCAAUCCCGAAAGCGCGUGUACGUCCUAAUUGUGUAUACAGUUGUGCUGCCAACAUUUACGUUCAGUACUUUUAGUGUUUACACACUGCAACAAUACUUGAGGUCAUCUUGGACUAGACAACUGCACAACACCUUACACCCAUGCUUUAGCCAAGUUACUUCAUAUGCGUGACUAGAGGAAAUAUGGCGUCACUGAGAAUCCCGCCAACAGCAACUAUGCUGCCAGAUCCCACGGGCAGCAGGUUGGAAGUGUCAUUUCGACGACUCCUCGACUGCUGCACAAAGCACCUUCAAACCCUGGACGCCGCUGCUACCGCCACCGCCACCUCCGCCGCUACUGGAAGCGCAAGCGGGGGUGCCGAUGUGGUCAAGUCAAACGGGGAUCCGCUCAGUAGUGGUGCUGCUGCGGGUGGAAGGGCUGCGGCGACCGGCAGCGGCUGUGACUGUGCAGACAGCGACACAGCGGCUUUGCUGCUGCGGAUGCGACAUUACGUGGACACGCUGCGGGAGCAGCUGGCGGAGAUGCGGGCGCAGCGGGAGAGCCUGGGGCUGGACGGUGCCACACUAGAUCUGUACGACGCGCACGUCAAGGCGAUCGCCACUGCCGUACCCAAGGUGCCCCUGCCGCCGUACUGCCAGAACCUCAUCACAACCACCACCACCACCACCACACCGGUAGUAGCGGUACCUCACUCCCUUCAAUGUACGGCAACAGCAGCAGCAAUAGCCGUGGUACGGCAGUCGCCACCCCCGGGUUGCUAUCUCAGUUUCCCCUCCUCGUCCCACCUCGACCGCCGCCUCCAUCGUCCAGGCCGGCCUUGUCGCCCCCCGGAGGAGGAAGAGGAGGCGGUGGCGAGGACGGCGGGCAAGGGGGGGCAGCGGCGGCGGCGGGGAUCAGUGCGUCAGCGGCCCAAAGGCUGCGCGAGGCAGAGGCGGUCCAGGCCGCCCUCACGGACGAGCUGGCGGAGCUGAGCGCGGCGCUGCGGGCCAACGCGGCGGGCAUGGCGGGGCAGGUGGAGGCGCGGGGGCGGCUGCUGGCGGGGGCGGAGGCGGCGGUGGAGGGCAGCCUGCAGGGAACCAAGAGGAAUGCGGAGGCGGCGGGGCAGCAAGUCAAGAGGUCGCGCGGUACCUUCUGUCUGAGCUGCGGAGUGCUGCUGGCGGUGUCGCUGCUGUUCGUCGGCAUGGUGCUGUACAUCAAGACAACCCACAUCAUGGGCUACCGGGCAGCGCCCUCCCCCACCUCCCCCGCCUCCUCCUCCACCGCUGCACCCUCCUCCUUCCCCUCCUCGCUGUCCGCAUUCCUUGCCCCCUCCUCCUCGAGCUGGGGACUACCCGCGUCGGCUUCCUCAGCCCUCAACAAGCUCCUAUCGUCGUCAGCAACAGGAGCCGGGCCCGCUUUUGCGGGAAACGGUUGUGGCUCAUCAUCACCCAUGGAGGGGCAUGGUGACGCCAGGGACGAUGCUGCGGUUGCUGCUACAGCAGGCGAGGUGACCCAUGGGUCAUCGAGCAGCGAGGCGGCCGCAGUCCCCGCACCCCCACCCGGAGGAGGCGCUGCUCCUCCUCAUGCAGCACAUGCACGCGCACCUGUUGCGGCAGCGGAUGGAAGGGGAGUCGGAGCGGGCGAGGACGGUGGUCAGGGCGUUGUGGGGCGUGGUGGUGGUGAUGGUGGCGGUAGCAGUGCGGGCGCCGGGGGUGCUGGAGCCGGAGGCGGCAGUGGGAGUCGCGAGGGCUACUACAGAGGAGGUGUUGGUGGUGUUGGUGGUGGUGGCGGUGGUGGUGGCGGUGGCGGUGGUGGGGUUGGUGGUGCAGCCAGGGGUGUGAGUGGUGGGGGUGGGGGUGCAGGGAGGCAGCACCCGCAGCGGCAGGGGCAGCGGCAGGGGCAACAGCAGCAGCCGCGGUAUCAGCGGCAGCAGGGCAGGGAGAAGAAGUGGAGCCUGGGGGAGCUGUGAGGGUGAGGGCGGACGCCACACGUUGCUGCUAGGCCGGCAGCAGCGGGGCUGCUCCGGCGGGGUCACAUCUGUCGGGUGGGUACCGGUGUGAUGCCCGUUGAGAUGAGGGCGUGUAGGUGCGCUGCUCUGUUGCGCUGGCUGCUGCUGAGGGGCGUCGUUGUGUGUGCGCAGAAGUAGACGCAUGUUGGGGGUGUCGCGGGGAUGGGCCGUCAGAGGGUGGAGAUAGCUCGCUCGGGGAGCACCAUCCCGGACCAACAGCUGUUUGGGUACCCUUGGGUGGGGUACGAUAUGCCCUUGGGCGGCAGUAUGCCCUUGGUUGGGAUAUGAUGCCGCAGCAGGUGUGCGGCGGCUGCGGCAACAGAGUGAGACCCUGGGUGAGGUGGGGCUGGGUAGGCCGGAUAAUACCGGUAGUCGGGAUCCCCACAGCUCUUCUGGUGUUCAUUUCGACGUGGACUGUUACAGGUGCAUGCACUAACCAAAUUAGAUUGACCUAGCCCUCGAAUCCCAUGCAAGGCCUCCGUGAAGAAACCGCCAGUUACCGGUAUUGGGCUGUAGCCCAGCCUUGGAAUGUGUGUGUGUCGUUUUGCGCGUGUUGCGGCAUAGAUGCAUACAUUCUACCGGUAUUGGAGGGCAGGCGGCCUGCUGAAUCUCAUACGUGGAUUGAAGUGAUACUGAGGCAUGUGCUUAGACCUCAUCAGACCCUUUUACAACAUGGGAAACUUAGCCCUUGGCCCGUUACUCUUUUCUUAGGCAACUUGAGGUGUAUUGUUCAGCUGUACAAAAACACGGGUCCUUGCAGCAAUCAUGGUAUGGUACGAAGCAAACGGAAGGGCACAUAGUACAUGGCAGUCGUUGGUGACGAACUGACGAUAGGAAAAAGAGGGGCGCUUGCGCUUGCGCAUGCCUUGCCAGCUUUGCUAGCUCACGGCAUGGGGACCAAGUAAAGGC
Astrephomene gubernaculifera is the source of this 3118-nucleotide messenger RNA. Lineage: Eukaryota; Viridiplantae; Chlorophyta; Chlorophyceae; Chlamydomonadales; Astrephomenaceae. The record is from the annotation of a GenBank genome assembly.